AUGCGCUUACUAUUCAUAGCUUUUUUUGGCCUGGCCGUCGGCUAUGUGAUGCCUGAGGGGCACACCGGAAAACUUCCCUCGCUGGGCUGGAAUUCAUGGAACGCAUAUCACUGCGACGUCGAUGAGGACAAGAUCCUGGCCGCAGCCCAAGCGCUUGUGGACCACGGGCUUCGAGACGCUGGGUAUACAUAUGUCAAUAUCGAUGACUGCUGGUCCGUCAAGACGGGGCGGGUGAACGGCCAUAUUAUGCCCAACCUGACCAGAUUCCCUGAUGGCAUCAAGGGCCUUGCCGACAAAAUCCACGAUAUGGACCUAAAACUGGGCAUAUACAGUACCGCUGGAAACGCAACAUGUGCAGGUUAUCCCGCCAGCCUGGGUUUUGAGGAUGUCGAUGCCGCCGAUUUUGCUGCUUGGGGCGUCGAGUAUCUCAAGUACGACAACUGCAAUGUGCCCAGCAAUUGGACCGAUCAAUAUAUCUACUGCACUCAAGAUCGGUCCGACAUAAAUCUCACAGCGAAUGGCACGUGUACCUCGCAACUUGAUCCUGACCUGGCACCAACAAAUUACGACUGGCGCGACUCAAACACCUAUGACCGGUUCACCCGCAUGAGGGACGCGUUGGCACUACAGAAAAGUGAAAUUGUGCUUUCGCUUUGUAUCUGGGGCUAUGCAGACGUUUAUCAGUGGGGAAAUGACACGGGGAUAAGUUGGAGGAUGUCCAACGACAUCGAGCCCUACUGGAACGCCGUGACACGAAUCCUGAACAUCAACUCUUUCAAGAUGAACAGUGUCAACUUCUGGGGUCAUAACGAUGCCGAUAUGCUGGAGGUGGGAAAUGGCAACCUGACAUUUGAAGAGACACGUUCACAUUUUGCCUUUUGGGCUGCCAUGAAGUCGCCAUUACUAAUAGGUACAGAUCUCACAAACCUGACACAAACGAAUGUCGAUUUGCUCAAAAAUGAGUAUUUAUUGGCAUUCAACCAAGAUGAUGUGUAUGGGGCGCCAGCCACGCCAUACAAAUGGGGUAGGAACCCGGACUGGACCUACGACCCGUAUUCACCUGCUGAGUUCUGGUCUGGAGCGUCGCAAGAAGGGCACCUGGUCCUGAUGCUGAAUCCGAGUAAUGACACGGUGCAACGCAAAGAAGUUGUGUGGUCCGAGAUACCAGGUUUGUCUCCCGGAUGUUUCCAAGUUACGGAUGUGUGGACCGGUCAAAACCUGGGUUGUCUCCAAUCAUAUUCUGCAGAAGUCGCAAUUCAUGACACCGCGGCUAUUCUAGUUGGAAGUACAUGCUGA
This is a messenger RNA of Exophiala oligosperma, 1296 nucleotides long. RefSeq lists its product as uncharacterized. The record is from RefSeq and is a predicted model, not a curated record. Gene Ontology annotation, biological process: carbohydrate metabolic process. The transcript has a single exon. The coding region runs from base 1 to 1296 and encodes 431 amino acids. Gene Ontology annotation, molecular function: hydrolase activity, hydrolyzing O-glycosyl compounds. Lineage: Eukaryota; Fungi; Ascomycota; Eurotiomycetes; Chaetothyriales; Herpotrichiellaceae.